UGGGGUCGCACGCCGUUUCAGGAGGGAGUGGGAGGAGCUUCUGCUGUGACAUCACAGAGGAGGAGAGACAUAAAGUUCACACACCUUUGGUAGGAAAAUCCACAGCAGCAGCAGCAGCAGAUUACCACACAGCUCCAUCCUCCUCAGGAUGUCUACUCACAGCAGCCUUUUUCUCCUCGUCACGCUAUGGGCUUCCUUUCAGGAUGGUUUGGGUCUUCCAGUCAUGAAGGAGUCAGACGUAGAUGUAGGUGAUGGAGCCCCAACUCACCAUGUGAGGACCAGACGCUGCGCCUGCAGCACCCAGGACGACUACGAGUGCCACUACUUCUGUCACCUGGACAUUAUCUGGGUCAACACACCCAGUAAGACAACAGUUUACGGCCUGGGUGGUGCUCUGCUGCGGCGACGCCGCUCCACUGGCCGCUGCACCUGUGCCGAUGUGAGAGACGAAGCCUGCUCCAACUUCUGCCGUGUCCGCCCAGACAUCAAAUCUGUGAAGCGCUCCCACCUGGACAUCCUCAGUAUCCUCAGAUCUGCUGCUGUUAAGUCAAACAGAGCUGGAGUUGCUCCCGGGUCAGACGGAGAGCAGCUCUCUGAGAGCGAGAUCGCUUGACCUCGACUGCAGGAACAGGGAGAGUGAAAAAAGGGAAAGAGGGCAGCAAAAUGAGCACCUGAACAAAUGACACUCCUAUGAAAGAGAGGAGGGAACGAAGCAGGUAGCUGAUCCAGAGGGCCAAGAGAGCCAAAUAGCGUCCGUUUUUAGUCAGAAACAGAGGGUGGAACGCACGACGAAGGUCUGUAGGCAGACAGAUCUGGAGGAUCAGAUCUGACAAACGAGGAUGUUUGACUGCUGGAGCUGAAGUGUCUGUCUCUGUGUGCCGUCCAGGCAAGACAGAGAUUGUGUAAAUAUAAGUGCAGGAAGUCAAAGCACGAACUGUGUUUUUGCUCAGUUAAUGUUUGUUUGUUGUGCAAAUUAUAACAUAUUUAAUAUUAACCUAAUAAUAUAAUAGGGGAAGGUGGUUAAAAGUCCAGUUUAAUGAAUGUUUUAUUUUAAAUAUUGCAUUUACAUGUAUCUAUAUGUACACAUGUAUGGUAUAUUCUUAUAUUUUUGUUAAUUUUCUUUCUUUUUUCUUAAAUUAGUUCGAUAUAUCUGUGAUUUUUGUAAGUAUUGUCAACAAUUAAUGCUUGAAAUAAACUAAUAAAUCAAAUAAAAUGAUUAAAUUUGAUUAUGU
This is a messenger RNA of Oryzias melastigma (Indian medaka), 1232 nucleotides long. Its product is annotated as endothelin-2. Gene Ontology annotation, biological process: regulation of vasoconstriction; regulation of systemic arterial blood pressure by endothelin; vein smooth muscle contraction. The transcript is spliced from 5 exons. Gene Ontology annotation, molecular function: endothelin B receptor binding; hormone activity. Bases 149 to 613 code for a protein of 154 amino acids. NCBI's taxonomy places the organism in Eukaryota, Metazoa, Chordata, Actinopteri, Beloniformes, Adrianichthyidae. Gene Ontology annotation, cellular component: extracellular region. The record is from RefSeq and is a predicted model, not a curated record.